AUGUCUUGGAGAAAGUCCUACGAUUUUACUCCACGAGUGGCCGAAAAUGAAGUCGAUUCAUCUGACAGCGAUUCUGACCCGGGACCCGAAACGAUUAAAUUGUAUCAUCGAAGAAAAUCAACAGUGACUGCAGUUAAAGCGAGGGUAAGCGACCAUUGAUGUACCGUACAUGUUUUCUUAGAAUUAACCCACUAAAUAUACGCAUUUGUUCCCGUUAUAAGGUCAAGCCGCUACCGUGUUAUCUUUACCAAUACCUCGUGGUUUAUUUAUUUGGUCGGUUGAAACAGGUUCUCAACACCAGAAUUAUUAACUUCUAGUUUUUUUUCUGUUUACAAAACAUGCCAGUAUGGAGCCCACCAUCGUCGAUUGAGGGAAAACUUUGACUCAUACGUUUGGUUAUGCAUAUUUUCUUUAUGGAGUUGAUAGUUACUGGUACAUUUUAAAUUUGUUUUGUAUCGUCCUGUUGUGCGAUAGGGUACUUUGAUUCGGGGAAAAUAAUUUGAAGUCAUCGCUAGUGAAAUUUUAUAGCACGAGAUCGUGCCAGUUUUUAUUCCAAUCGGCAAGUCUUGGCUGCAUGGAGAUGUCACAUAGCUAUCGAAGAAACAUUUAACGAUUUUGAUUCUGUCUAAAUAUACAUGGAAUUCUACGGAAGUAAGGUUUUUUCUGUGUAUCUGAAUACAUGUCUGUGUGACAUCUUUCUUGCUUGAAAAAUGACUUCAGAACCAACUUUGACUGAUAGAAAAAGUUAAUAUAAAACUGUCACUUUUGUAUCGUAGAAAAGCUUACCAUGGACGUGAGGAUUUUCAAUCGUAACCGACUACUUGCAAUUUUAUCAAGCCAUUUUAAGAUUAAAAUGAAUAAGUUUUUCUCCGCCGUUGUUUUCUAGUCAAAACGUGUCGUUUAAUUUCUGGAUUGAGAGAAUUUUUGAUUAGCAAGCCGCUAACUGUCAUUUACGAUUGCACCUGUACGAGCCCGAGUCCUUUUUAAAAAUAUAGUUUAAAUAUGGGUCGCUCUUGUUGUGGUUUUUACGUCACGGCUGAAUGAAAGUAUAUAGAAUGGAAAAGUGUAAAGAGCUUUUCAAGAUCCGUGCUUUUGUGACCAGGCCGGGAAUCAGUCGGCGCUUUACAAUCUCUCGUCUCGUCUCAUCUUUGAUGCUUGUCUGUCAAACGGUCCUCGUUUAUUUGCUCUAGAAUCAUGAAACUGUUCAUAUUGCAAUAUUAAUAUUCAUUCCAGGAUUUGAAAAAAAUCGAGAUUUCUGGCCUAGUUUCGCUGAUGACAAUUAGUGCAGAACGUUUCAGAGUCCAAAUGGCGAGCUCUGCAUCGGUAAAGUUCCAAAUAAAAAAUUAUGUCCACUCAUUUUGAUGCUAAAUUCUUCUAAUUAAAAUGGAACUUUACAUUUUGGUUAGUCCCGGCGUAUUAAUCGAACUGUACUCGAAAUUUUCGAUUUUUUCAGAGUUCUAUAAAGGAGGGAUUUUUGCAGAAACAAACAGGUUCAUUUCAGGUGAGUAGAAUUUUUGUGCUAAAGUUUGUGUCCAGCCUUAAAACUAAUGCUAGCUAGCUUUGAUAAAAAAGGGCAAAUUUAUUCUUGAAAUUUUAAGUUGUUGUUUUUGUUUGCACAUGUAUAUCAAAGAAAGAUAAUGAGAAAUUUAAAUAUUACAUCUAGAAGGUUGCUCCCAGUGUUCAUUUAACUAUUUUGCGAGUGUAAAAUAUUGAUUUGCUCACAAAUAAGAACAGUGAAGGUUAAAAAUGCCCAGUCUUUUAAUAAAACAUAUUAUAAAACUAUGCAAACAUGUAAAAAUUGCAGUCUCUUUCUCUAACAUUUUUCUCCAGCUUUAGUUAAUUAUUUAUAUCAAUUUGCCAAAUUCAGAUUUCAAUCUCAAUCCUAGGCUGUCGAGUUCAGACACACAAUGAAACAUUCGCCUGCUAAACAAUUAAAUAUGUCAUCAUUGAGUUCUGCCCAUAUAACAGUGGAGUAUUUUAUCAUUAAACGGAGAGUGGAAUUAAACAUGAAGCAAGUUAAACUAGAGAGGAAAAACCGUGUUGUUUUCUAAGUCAGUGAACAAACCAUUGACUGAACAAACAAAGAGAGUGAAAAUUUUGAAGUUAAACAUUUUUUUAAGAGGCAAUGCAAAAUUAAUCAGAAGUGAAAUGAACUCAUUGAGUUCAGCAGACCAUUAAGCAUAAGAGUUUCUCAAACUCAGAAUGAAUUUUUUUUUAUUUUUAUCAAAUUUUCCUCACAAGAAUGAGCUUUCAGUUCGCAUAGAUAAUGCCUCAUUAAAACAUGCUUAGUGGUAAGUUAAGUAGCUUGCUAUGCUCUCAAGGUGUUCACUGACAAGUACAAACAAUUGCCAUAUGCAUAAUUACAAAGCUAGGAAAAAUAACAGAGAGAGAGAGAGAUGUAUUAGCUCCUUUUUGUUGUUGUUUUCUGGGCAGCUUGCUGUGCUAGAAAUUUUUCUCGCAAUUUCCUGUGACCACAAUUUUGUUUUUUUUUUUUGUUUGCCUGGAUCCUUCUCAGGAAUUUUCCGAUGGUCCUUGCCUCAGAUGGUUAAAAGUAAUUAACAAAGUUUUUUUUCUCUCCAUUUUUUUUAAGUAAAUGUUUACAUGUGUGUAAUUUUUACUGUACAUUCUUUUGUUAUUUAUAGUUGUUUGUGGCAAACUGUGUUAUGCUAAUGGACCUUGGUGGGGCUAUUGCCAACUUGUUCUCAAUGUUUACCAUUGCCACUCCUGUAAAUUGACAAUGUUUUGUCUCAAGGGAGUCUUGAUACCUAUUUUGCAGAUGUUUUUGUUUUUACCAUUGUAUCACUCACUAUUUUGUUUUGCAACACGAUUAACACUGUCAUAGAUUUCAUACUUCAGUGGUUGUCACAGAAGAUUACACCCUUUGUAAUAUAUAACCAUUCAUGUCGCACCUCAGUGGAAUCAUCAAUAUUAUAUCCAGUCCAAAUGCAUUCAGAAUCAGUCUUUGAGACUGUUACACAAUUAUGGAGUCCUUGAAGAAAAGUUUGUUAGAUACAGGAAAGUAAAUGUUCUCUCAAUGCUGUUCAGUAAUUAGUAGACUUAUCACAAAUUUAUGUAAGUUGUAGUUUGAAACUAUUUCAGUUUAAAAUGAAUUCAACCUAGUGAGAAUUGAAACCUGGAACAAAGAAAAAAAGCAAAUGAAAUUAAUUUCAAAUAAAUUUGAAUUGAAAUUCAUUUUAAACUACAGUGUAUACAGACAUACAAGAUUGUCGUUUAGGUUACCUUUGGAAGUGUUUCUUUUUUUUUUUUUAUCAGUCUUUUAGUUUCAGCACUAUUCAUGUCUGUAAUUCAGUUGAUUGUAAAUUCCUCCAUUUUUCUCUUCAUAAAUUUGAAGAACUUCUUCCUUCCAGCCCAGGGAUGGAUUUAAUAAUUAAAAAUGAUUUUCUCUUUCUCCUUUUAACCUUUUAACCCCCAAGAUCUCAUUAGUAAUUCUCCUUACUGUCUGCUAUAUAUUUCUUGUGAUGUUACUUCAGAGAAUUUAGUACUGGAUCAACUAUUAGUCCCUUAAUAUAUAUUGUUCUUUAUUCUCAUCACUUGUCUGCUUGAUAUUGUAUUGAUAUUGUAAGGAGAAAUUCUGUCUUAGUCACUUGUGGGAGUUAAAGGUUUAACCAAGGAUUAUAAGUUUACAGUUGUGCUUUCAUAAGAUUUGAAGUAGGAUACGUGACAAAAAAUACUUGUCUUAUAAUAUACUGCAACAAUAUCUUUUGUGAAACAAGAAAUAUAACUGUUGUAUUGUAAAUGAAGAAGUAGAUGUGGGUGUUAUAUUGAAUGGCAGUGUUCUCCAGAGAAGUGGUGUUUUCUCAGGGUCCAAUACAUUGUUUUUUUAAAUACGUGGAAUGUAUCUGGCUUUCUGCAUGUGACAUGAAGAUGUUGGGGAAAUUCCCCAUUCUUUAGUUACUUGCAUGCAACUGUACAUUGUCCUUGAUGAAAAAUCUGAUAUACUUGUCAUUGUUGGUUUUUGGUAGGAAUGAUCUUUGUCUGCCUUUCAUUCAAAUUUCAUGAACUUAGAAGGAAGUAGUAAUUUUAGACCAAUAUUUUCUUUGUAUGGACGUCAUAUCACUCGUGCAUUCUUUCUUCAGAGAUGGAAAAGGAGAUAUUUCAAACUGAGAGAGGGAAACAAGCUAUACUAUGCCAAAUCCAGUGAUGUAAGUAGAAUCAUUCAGUUCUGUAGAGGAGACUUUAGGGCAGCUAGGGAGUUAUUAUUCCAUUGUAUGGUGGUUUUGUUUCUCAUCUUUGCAAUAUAUCCUACGGCUUUAUAUGAGCAUCUUAGUGACCACGUGAAGGGUGUGUGAUAGAAGAAAACAUCAAAAAUGAAAGCAAUCAUAGAAAAAAUUUUAUGCCCUUAAGUUUUUCACUGAAAAAGUGUUGCUUUGUAUUUUUGUCCAGUUGAUCUACUGCACAGCAUAAUUCCAUUGCAUGUUCUGCGUGUUCCAUUGCUCUGAUAUGGUAGAAUGGCAUGAUAUAAAAUAAAUGAUAUAUUGACGUUAUGCUAGAAAGGAUAUUUACUGUAAGCUUUUAUCAUUUUUUUUAGGAAACACUAUUCACUGAAAUAGAUCUACAGGACUUCAGUGUAGCUGAAUCAAGCAUUCAAAACAACAACAACUGUUUUAAAGUUAGUGAAAUUUUGAAAUUUAAUAUAUUUUGAUUAAUUGAAUCAGUUAGAUUGUUGGUUGUUGGCAAAAGUGGGAGCUAUUCCCAUGAAUCCAUAGGUUAUAUUCGUCUUAAUCAAAAAAUGAGAAUAGCCCAUAAAUUAGCUUUGGGUUCCUAAAAUGCAGUAUUUUUCAAGAAUGUGCUUUCAGAUUAUUCAAGUUUUCAUUUUUAAAAUCAAAAGUCAUGUACUGAAACACUGAUAAAAUGAAAAUGAAAGUAUUGCUAUUGAACCGAAAAGGUUAAAAUUGAAACAGAUUUAUCACUUGUUGGCAAAUUUCUAAGAAACAGUAAGAGUUAUUUUUUUCCAAAAUUCUGUAACAAUUACACAAUGUUAUGUUAAAGUUUUUCCUACAUGGUGUUCAGCGGUUUCAUUUUCCUGCAGGUCAUCACACCAUUUCAAAGUAUUAAUCUUAGUGCUGAUUCCAGAAAGGAAAUGGAAGAAUGGAUAGGCUGUUUAAAGUCUGUUGGAUCUCAUACCUCUUCUGUAAGUAUCUAAGUCAAUUGAUCUUUUCUUUAACAACACUGUGAAUUACACUGAAGUCGUCUCCUCUUUUGAAGAAAUCUUUUGUCAUGGAAACAAAAGCGUCUAAACCCACAGUUAUUAGUUAUUGAUCAUGUUUGUAGAAUAAUUAUACCUAAACAAAGCAUCUAUCUGUGCGGCUCCAUUUCACCAUUCCUUUUAUACCAGUUUUCCCAAUGAGUACUACAGUGUAGUUAUUAGUUUGCAGCUGUAAACAGGCCAUAAAUGAUCAACUGUAAGCAUGUUUAAGUGUUGUGUUGGGAGGUGAUCUUAACUGAUACAUUUAUAUUUUUUGGUAUUUUGGUUUUUAAUGAAAUAUAGAAGCUUGAUGGUGAUUAAUAAAUAGAGAAGCCUUGACUGUGCUCUGUUUUGUUGUAAAGCAGGCAGGAAGCUCCUUGUUUGUACCCUGAUAGGGUAUGCUUUUUCAACCAGUGAUGCCAAGCUUGUAUCCAAACUUUAUUCUAAAUCAAUUUAUGUUUUAUUUUUUCAAUCCACUGCACACAACACUAUAAUUUUUAAUGUUGUGGUUUCAGGUUUCUUUACCUUGGUUCUUGUUGUAGUAAUACUGACAAUACUUUGAGACAGAGUACAAACUGACUUUUGUAUUCCAACUGUGGCUUGAUCUGUGUACCUUAUCUGAUGUUUACCUUCAUUUUUUUUUUUUAAUUACUACCUGUCUUGUUUGUUCUGGCCAAUGAUUUAUUGCAGAAGUAUCUUGUGCACUUUUUAAUUAUUAACUCACUUUAGCCAAUUGGAGUUUGCCUACAGAAUGCAUCUUUAGUCAAUGAGAAGUUUACUUCUCUUAGACAAAAUUGAAAAUUUUUUAUUUCUUUAAAUAUUAUGUCUAUCUGGAUUCCUUAAUGAGGCUUCUGUAUUUUUCUCUUAUUGCAGCAAUCAGAUUUGUUGGACAGAUUAUCUGGGGCUCACAAUUGGUAUUCAUGUUCUCAUGCAAAAGCUACAUUCUGUAAUGUUUGUCGUGAUGUAUUGUCUGGUGUUACAUCAAAGGGAUUGUCAUGUGAAGGUGUGUAACUUGAGAUAUAAAGUACUAGCACUGUCAUUUUCAUCUCCUGGGUGAUAAUGGCAUCCACAAAGUACAAAUGCAGGAGGAAGUUGUAUUUUUAUCUUGAUUGUCUUUAACCCUUAAACUCUAAAGAUCCAGUUGUUAAUUCUCCCCUCUAGCUGCUAAACAUUUUGUAGUAAAUUGUUUGCAAGAAUUUGUUUUAGAUGAAGUUUAACAAGGUUGAGUAUUUUCUUUACCUGUGUGCUGGAUAAUGAAUGAAUAUUAUAGGGAGGAAAAAGGUUAAAUCACUUUUGGAAGUUAAAUGGUUCUGGGUAUUUGACGAGCCAGUGAGAAAUCAUUAACUUGUUAAUGAUAGUUGUUUGCCCCCUUAAGAGAUACAGAUAGGCAAGUAAAAUUUUUCUUGUCAGUCAUUAGGGAAAUUAAGCAGAGAGAAUUUACAAUUAUAGCAAGUGGAGGUUUUGAGUUUUUUUCUUCUGAAAAAUGAUAAGCAUCAUUGACAUUAUAAAAAGCAAUAAGCACAGGAAGUACAGAGACCUAUCCCAUUUCCAUUUUUAUUAGCCUCUCAAAAAUGUCUCUGCUUAACCCUUUGAUUCCCUAAGAGUGACAAGCAUCUAAUCUUGCCUAAUACCAUAUCUCCCCAAAAUCUCAGGUUAAGGUCAUGAGAAUAAAGGAAAUGAUCACCAACUAGAGAAGCUCUUGAUUGUGAAACAAAUUCUCCUUCUCAGUACAUUAGGAGAUAUAUAUAAGGCAGUUGGGAGAAUGUGCAUACUUAUGUUAGUGUGUAAAUGGUUGAGUAUCCUAAUCAAUGACCUAAAGUGGAGGAGUUAGCUUUGACUUGUAAAUGUGCAGUGAUUAAAGUUAAAUUUUUGGCUUUGAAAUAUUUCAAUAAGGCAUUCAAACUUGUCUGUAUUUACAUCCUUUGUAAAGAUGUUCCAUGUUGUUGUUAGAUUUGGCAUGGAUAACUGGAAAUAGGUCACUAAAUCAUUUUUCAUUAAUUUUUUUAUUUCUUAGUUUGUAGAUUCAAAGUUCAUCGAAGAUGUGCUGUACGAGCAAGAAAUAACUGUAAAUGGACAACCGUACAGUCACUUAGAGGAGAAGAAUGUAAAUUUGAUGAAUCUGACCCUGUAAGUUAAAUUCAAUGAUAGGAAAAGCUAACCAAAGCAUACAAAAGCAAAUUGUCUUACAAAGGAUUUUACGUAAGAGCAAGCUUACCAGUACAGCAUCCAAUUUUUCUUAAAAAAACAUGAGUCAUCUUUGAAUUGAUCUCUGUAUGAGUAUUUGAUAAAUAAAUGUAACUACAUGUAGGCUAAAACAGGGUAUGAUAAUUUUUUUUAAAAAACUUGAUUUUAUGUAAAAUUUCGUAGUCAAUUGUAAUGCAUUAUGUAACUACUGUAUACAACACUGUAUACUUCAGGAAAUUGACCAUUUUCAUUUUUAUCAUCUAUGGGUUUUUUGUAUGUGCAGUUCUUUAUGCCUUUUGGCAGGUGAAUGAAAUGUUAUUUUUUUUUUGCCAUAUAAUAUUAUCAGUGCUUUAAUUUGAUCAUCUGUUUUAUUGAUGUGGGUCGGUUAUUGUUUAAAAAAUUGGUUCAUUUUCUCAUAUAUAGAUAAAAACAAGUUGUAGUUGAUUUGGACCUUAAAUCUGUCAUCUUUAACUUUUAUUAUUAUUCCAGCUUUCAGUGCCUCAUCAGUGGCUUGAAGGAAACCUUCCUCCCUCUGCUAAGUGUGGAGUGUGUGAUGAAAUAUGUGGCAGUAAGAGAAGGCUUCAGGGAUAUAGAUGCCUUUGGUGUAAUUUAAUGGUGGGCUGCUACACUUGCUUUUAAUUAAAUGCUUUGUAUAUCAUUUAAAGGGGUAAGUUUCUGAGAUACUGUGGUGCUGCGUCAGUGGAGGGUAUUACAGGAUAGCGUGGUUGUAUCAACCAAGUUGAUAAAUUAAUGUUAGGUGGCUAUUGUAAAGAGUUUCUAAGGCUGAUAUUUUGAGUGUUGGUCCUUUGUCAGAACAAAGUGCCAAUGCUUUGACAAAGGGCUAACACUUGAAACAUCUGUAUAGCCAUAGAAUUCUUACUGUGGCCAAUUAGCAGCAUCAGCUCAGUUGUAUAUCAAAUGGGGAACAAAUGGGAUGGUUUGGAAACCAGUAAAGGGGCCCAAACAGUUUGCAGUGUCCCUACUAUUGAAUAAUUAAGUCAGUAAUGUUGGAAGGUAGGUGGCAUAAUGUUAUCAACACGAGAGGACUUCAGUCUCCCCAGGAGCACACAGGUCACUAUGGCAACUAAUCCUCACUGCAUACAUCAAAGCAUCUGUCUACACAAGAUUGAUGAAUGGGUGUGUGGAAUGAGUACUCACCUUGAGUGGGGAAAGGAAGAAGGAAAUAUGUAACUAAUUUGAGCAAAAACACAUUGCAACACACCUGUAGGCCUCCCUGUAUACCCCUGUACUGUUAGUUUGCCAUUGAUGCCAUUUCACUCCCAAGACCUCAUCAGUAAUUCUCCUUACUGUCUGCCAGCAAUUUUUAUGACGUUCAGAGAAUUUGGUAUUGGAUCUACUAAAAUUCCUAAGUGACACUUUGUUUUUCUCAUGAAGUGCCUGCUUGAUAUUGUAAGGAGAAAUUCUGUCUUGGUCACUCAUGGUAGUUUAAGGGUUAAAUGAACUUGAAAGUGAUGGUUUUGCUUUUCAGGUUCACCAGUGCUGUCGAUCUCAAUCACCACAAUGUUCUUUUGGUGAAAAUGCUUUGUUCACCUUACCUCCUUCGUCUGUUCUAAGUUCAUCUGGCUCCCUUGUAUGGAAUGUAAGUGAAAUAUUUACCUUCAGACUUCAAUAUUAUUUUAGCUUACUUCUCACAUUUAUGUUUCCUUACUCAGUAAUGGGAUUAUUUUUGUAGUAUUAUUUGAUAAAUUGGUUGAUUACCAUUAGCCUUGUGUGGGAUAAUGUUUUUAUUGUGUAAAGGAAUGUUUCAUCUUAAUUGCUUGACCAUUAGUUAAAGAGAUUCAAGAGUCCAAACUCUUUUCAAGCUACUUUGUACUCAUAGCAGCAUGUGGCAGUUCUUUUUUUUUUUUUUUCAUGUCAAGGAAAAGAUGACCCUCUUUCCUAAUUUAUUGUUUUUGUUGUCAUUACUGUUAUGCUCUCAUCAUUGUUAAUGAUAAUCAUCACCUUUGUUAUUCUUUAUGUCUUUGCCUUUAUUACUAUAAUUUUCAUUUUUUUUCACUGUUAUAACUUUUAUAAAUUGCUACUUUUCAUUUGAAUUCCUAGUCUGUUAAACCUUCUGGGUGUCUUCCGAUGCUUGUCUUUGUUAAUUCAAAAAGUGGUGAUAAUCAGGUUCGUAAUUGUUUUUACAUUGGGCCAUGCUAUAAAAUAUCCACUUAAUUUCGUAUUUCCUGUUGUCUGAUGUACAUAUUGAUGACAUUUAAGAAUCUCCAUUGGUUGCAGGCAGGUUGCUCCUGUAGGGAGUCUUACACUGUUUACUGUUGCACUGGCUUUUUCCACACCAGGGUCUAUUAUUAUUAUUAUUGCAAAUUAUCAGUUAUUUCUGUGGGUUGAAAUGCAAUAUAGGACUCUCCCUCCUUAUUUAUGUCACUCUUCAAUACAGAUGUUCCUUUUUUACGCAAACUAAUAUACUCCGUCAACACCAAUGUUGCUGUUUUCAGAUGAUAACAAAUCCAUCUUACAAGUAAUAAAAUCCCUUGCCUAUUGAUCUUAACCAUAUUCGUGUUUAUUUAUUAAUUUUGAUAAUUUUUUUUUUCUUUUUAGGGUGUAAAGUUUAUUAGAAGAUUUAAACAGUUAUUAAAUCCACUUCAAGUGUUUGAUCUUGCUCUUGGAGGCCCCUCCAAAGGGUAAGUGAUACGUUCAAUGAAGCAAAGUUUUAAAUGUGUGUGAGAGAAGUCAAGUAUGUGUGAGAGACAGCCAUGUGGUUAGGGCAUAGGACUUCAGAUCGAAAAACUGUAAGUUCAAGCUCUGGUUGGUGUCACUGUGUAAUUUUCUUGUACAUGUGCAAGACACUUUUUAUUCUCACAGGGGUGUCACUUUAACCAGGAGUGUGGCAAAGUGUUCGAGAAAUUAGAUUAAUUGUUGACGGAUAACCUACCGUGAGGUAGCAUCCCGUUUCAGAGGAAUCAAAAUACUCCUUCUUGCGCCUGCUUCAAGCCAGGGCAAGUUGUAUCAGUUACCUGCAAGGCGAUUUUUUAUGUAAAAGUUGUGUGAACAAAAAUUUACACUUCCAUGCAAUUUCUUUAUUGUCAGAUUGAAGUUGUUCCAAAAUUUUGACCAUUUUCGAAUACUGGUGUGCGGAGGUGACGGCUCUGUUGGGUGGGUGAUGAAUGAAGUCGACCGGAUGAAUCUCUCAACUCAGGUAGGAAUUUUCUUUAUUCUCGCCAUCUCUUUUCUUGAUAAUGCGUCGACAUUGUAAGGAGGCGUAGCGUAUUUAAUAUCACCUCGGAAGGUUUGAUGUCAAAUCUAAAACCGGCCAAUCAUCAAUACAAAUUCUCUGCAAUUGUCUAGAUAGAUGAUUCGCAUUUUAAAUUUGUUUUCACUAAGAAAGCAAAGGAUAUCCUUUCAUUGAUGCAUUCUCUCGUUCACAGUGUCAACUUGGUGUUUUACCGCUGGGUACUGGAAAUGAUUUGUCGAGGGUUCUUGGCUGGGGAACCUCGUUUGAUGACGACACUGCGGUAACGCAGUUUCUGCGCCAUUUGGAAAGGGCCAAAGCAGCAGUACUUGAUAGGUGAGUGAAAAAAAAAAUGUGCUUGAUCUGUUGCCAGGGUUAAUUAAAUUUUUUAGCAGGACUGCCUCAAGUUUUACCAAAGGGACCCUCCUCCGUGGCUUACAGGAGGGAUUUCCCUUGAUUGUCGUAAAACUAAAACCAAGUCCAAUCGGAUAAAGGAAAUACUGAAUAUCUUUAGGAAUUCAACGAGAACCAGUGAAUUUGCGUUAACUGCUGCAGUCACGGGAAAUGCAAGUAACCAAGUCGCGAUUGGUUUUACUUUUGCAUUCGUUUGGUUGGGACAUUUAUGCAUUUUUUCUCGAACAAAGCACGACCUCUACAAUCCCAGAUUGCUUUCUGAUUCAACGCUGAUUUGAAAUUUUUUUGAAGCUUUCACUUAAUAACCAGCAGCUGGUGAGUACAAUUACUCGCAUCAAAAUGAAAUGGAUGUCUAUACUUUUAUCUUUACAGAUGGAGUAUAAUGGUUGAAGAGAAACCCUUAUCCGCGUCUAGAAGUUCAUCGAUAGAAACAUUAGAUAUACCUGUAAGUCUUUGAUUUAGUUUACAAAGCUGUAUGCAAAGGGGAAGGCGUGUGUGAUGCCAUUUUGUUGAAUCAUAACUUUGGAUGAGACAGCGACGAAAUUUUACAGAUUUAGUAAUUCUCCCUAAAGCUUCGGUACAUUUCCUGGCUUCUCACCUAAGAUAAUGUAGUGUUGUAUUAAGAUUAUAGCCUGUAGCUGAAAAGUUUGUGUAUUCUCAUCACCCGCUUGCUGGAUAAUGUUUUAUUUCAUAAGGAGAAGUCACAUGAAAACUAUCACCUCCCAGAAUGAUAAAUAGAGUGACAGUUUUCUUCUCUUCCGUUUUUUAGUACAAACAUGAUGUCGACAUCAUCGACACGUUCGAGAACAACGUGGCAACACACUUAACAAGAAUACUACAUUCCAGCGAUCACUCUGUGGUCAUCUCUUCUGCAAGGUAGAAAUGUUUUGUGAACGUGUUAAGCUUCAUGGUUGUACAAUCUGUAAUUUUCCCCCAAACCUUUGGAACAAAUCCAAGAAAGUCAGUAAAUAGCGACUAAAGCAAAAAGUGCUGUUCGUAAGCCGGUGUAAACUACUCUGCGUUGACUUCACCGAGGUGCACUUCAGGGUCUGAUUAAUUACCUGUGAAAAAAAGUAGUUAAUUUUACUCUCUGGACUGCCUAGAAAACCUUUGGGAGUUCCUGGGUGGAAUAUAAAUGGUUUAGGAAUACAGAUGGCAAGAGAUCUGAAACUCAGGCUCUGGAGGUGCAAGCUAAUAAUUUUAUUCUAAAAUUACACGAUAUUUAAGUGUCUUGCCCAAGAACACGACCCAUCGGCCCAAACAGGGCUAGAGCCGAGACUUCUUCAAAUUCUCUAUGAAAGUAAAGAUAAAUUACUCGAAAAAGAAGAAUACGCAGUAAAAUCUACAUAUCAGUCUUAGUUGAUCACCAUGAUUGUUUCUGUAUUAGAGUGCUGUGCGAGACGGUGAAGGAUUUUGUGUCAAAAAUUGGAACAGCGUCAGCAAAUUCUGAUCCCUCUGAAGCAGACGAGCCCAACUCAUUGGCACAAAAGGUUGGUAAUCUUGAUUGACAUCGCGGUCUUCACUUCAAGUCAGCGGUUCUUUGCUUUAGUUUAAAACAAUAUUUCAUUAUCAUUCAAAUAUUUCAUUCAUGCUCUCUUCUGUGGAAGAGAGCAUGAUAGCACCCUAUAGCACCCGUCACACUGAAGCCAGAAGCCCAGUGGAAGUAAAAUGCAAAAACCCCUGAAACAAGAUCAUUUCCUUUUCCUUUUUCUAAUGAGUUAAAUAAUUGAUUCAGCAUUUCGAAUGUAAGGAUAAAUUAGAUUGUGGUCACUCUUGUAGUUUUGAAAGGUCAAGGGACACUCUCAAGAGUGAUAGUGUUGGGUGUUGAAAAGAUUCUCUUUUCUCCAUGUCUCAACUGGACAGUCAACAUUGCUGAAGGCUUGUUGUCUUGAAUUUAGAAGGACCACUGGCACUCAUUUCCCGGCCGAUUUAUUUAUUCUUUUUUCUAUUUGCCUUUAAGUGCACGAUACUCAAUGAAAAGUUAAACCUUCUCCUCAACACACUGAGUAUAGAGUCAGAGGCCCUACCCUCCUCCUCAAGGGAGGAAUUGUCAUCAGAGGGCGCAGGGAUGGCUGGGAAUGGAAACGGAAGACAGAAAGUAUUCGUACCCAAGGAAGCUCUGAUGUCGAGAGCGAACAGCUUAAAAAAAGCUCUCAAACAAAUUAUAGAGCACGCAGAACAAGGUAUGAGUAAGUCACGAUAACAGAUAGCAGUGACAUCCUUUCAAUAGGACCAUCACCACGCAAUGAAAAUGAAGUCGUAGUGUGGCCAGUUUUUCUCUGAAGUUUGAAAUAAAUGCGGGUUUACAUUACUGUUAAUAUAUUUUGGUCACCCUCCGAUUGGUCUAAAAUUGUCACGCAACCUCUUCCUCAAACUAAUUGCAUGCGAAGCUCAUCGCAACUUAAUUAUCCUGGCUCUUCGGGCGUUCGUGGGCUCCCUGUGAUUUUACUCUUCGUUCGUUGUGGAUAUUUGGUGGUUAUUGUACGAAAGCCAUUCGAGACGCGCGCUAACAGGGUGAUAACAUUAACAACGUUGCAAGCUAAGAAAUAAGUGGACUUUUGAAUCGUUCGGUGGACAAAUAUGUGGUUUGGCUCUUUUUCUUAAGAUCUUUGCAUUAAAACGAUCAUCAUAUUUCAUCCUAGCUGUGGACGAGCAGAAUGCACAGACCAGAGCGUCGACAAGCUCCCUAGCGGAGGCCAUUGUAACUGUGGCCGCGUCGGCAGCCGGGGGAGUGGUGACCACUUCUACAGCUACCAUGGAAGAAGGAUCGGAACUUGUGCGAGGUUUGUUUAAUAAAAUGACGACAAUAACAAAAAGGGGCCCCGCUUGAAAUGAAUUACAGAUAUGAUAAAGUAGUCUACAUAGUGACAUGCAGUUGCGUUACGAUGAUUCAAUACGCCAAACUCAUGAUCUCAAAUCAUCAAUGCCAUCCGGCACAGAGAAAGAUACUUAUUUCACCUUGCACAAACGGCUUAAAAACGUGGACUAAAAGAAAACUGCUCUAGUCUUUGGUAAAUGGUUGUCUGAUAUUCUGCUUGUUGUCGUUUCAGAUAACGAAGGGAACAUCCUGGCCACCGGAGGAGAUCCCUCGGGGGAUGUAUUUACCCGGGAGUCUGGUCCGAGUUCCCAGGACAAUAGACUUAUCGAAGCUGACCCCAGUCCUUCCACCUGGGUUUCCUCUGAGCAACGCAAGUCUCCGAUAUCUCGUUGCAUCAGCCGGGGUAGCGCGCAUCCGUUCAGUUUUGAGUCACCAUUUGAAGAAAAGCUUUUCGCAGCAGGUGGCAAACCAACGGUCCACAUUGGUGGUUGUAUGAUCUCCAGAGCAUUCCUCAAGGAGAAACCCAGUGAAGGAUUAAUGGGAGCGAUUGGUCGAGCAUUGCUAGCCAAUGCAGAUGCACUGUGUGCCGCAGCCACGCCUAUGAUGAACAAUGUGUUUGAUGUGUAAGUUGACACUGUUGCCAGUUUGCAUUUGUCGGGACUGGCCUGUCGCACUUUACUGUCCUAUUCACAAUUGGAACUGUCCUGCUCAUAGACCUGACAUAGCCGAUAGCGGCGGAACUGACCUUGUUCUUCGAGUAGAAUUGCACGGGUUUGUUUUCACACUUCCGCGUGGACAACAAGCAAAAUGCGCAGGCGAUAGAGAGGAGAUUAUCUUUCGUGCUCGCUCUGCUCCGUUGUAGUCUUGAAUGUUCCAUGCCUGACCGGAAUUUGUUAUGUUCGCUGGAGGCCUGUGUACCUCUUAGUCUGAAUUUUAAACUUUUCAGGAGUAGAUGAGUCAAAAUCUCUAAUAGUUAUAUUAAAAAAUUAUAUAAUAUUUCAGUGUAAAAAGUGCUUAUUUAUUGGCUAAUUCUUCGCUGCUUUAUAGUGAGGGAUAUACGGAGAAAUGUGUAAUGAACAACUACUUUGGAAUUGGACUGGACGCUAAGAUUGCACUGGAUUUUCACACCAGAAGAGAGGAGCAUCCCGAAAAAUUCAGGUUGGCAAUCGCUCGGAGUUUUAACCUUGCUGGUCUUUCAACUCACGACAAGUUUGUGCUCAACUUAGAGAGGUGGUGACUCAUUCUUUUUAGUGUCUAUUUCAAAUCUUUUUGUCUCAUUUAUUUUUCUGUCGUAGGCACCGAGCGUUAAAUUUACUAUACUAUGGCUUGUUGGGGGGAAGAGAGCUCUUGCAGAGAACACACAAGAACUUAGAUCAAAGGGUGAGACUUGAGGUAAGAAGAAAGCUUUUUCAAUUCACGAUGUGCAGCAAUUUUAUGUUGUCAUAUUCCCUCAGAUUUUCUUGGUUGGUUGAGGAGUGAUAAGUAAAGCAGUGCUCUGCUUUUUAAUUUCCUGUGUGACACUGACUUAGCUGCCGUGCGAUUUAAGAGCGAUUUGAAUUUGGAAAUCGUAUGAACAAUGAAAUUUUGAAGCUUUGAUGAUUAGGGCUCCCAUAACAGUCCUUACUUAAUGAAGAUACCUCUUCCAACACUUUUCUUGUUAGAAUUCGAGAUCGCUUCUUCUUCUUCUCCUCCUGACCAGUAUUCAGUGAGAGCAAUUUUCAAAUGAGUGUCGAAAGUAAUCCGAGACAGCAUUGGUUGUCCUUUUCUUUGCUCUGUGAUUGGGUUAGGAAACUCGCGUCACACUCUCAACCAAUCAGAUGCAAAACUAAAACCAAUCCCGAUUUGGUCGCCCGCGUUUUCCCGCGCUUUAGGCUGAUUGGUUGUUCGUACUUUGAGUUCUCAUUGGGUCUUAGAGUUAUUUUCCUUUCUUUUGAUUGGCUGUUGCGAUUUAUUGGUUUUUUUAUACGACACUCAAUCGAAAAGCGUUCGUUACUGAUGACCUGUUUUUUUACUUUUAUACUCAGUGCGACGGACACAAAAUCAAUCUUCCAAGUCUUCAAGGAAUUGUGGUGUUAAAUAUAACAAGGUACGGGUUCAGAACCUUUCAUUCAACAAAAGCGAAAAGCUUGGUGAGAUUUAUCUUGAUUCCAGUGGAGUUUAGAGGGAAUGGAGAGUUGUUACCACAAAAUACGUAACUCAAGUCAAAAACACUCCACAAGUAAGAUUCUUGCGGUUAAAAGCCUCUUGCGAAAGGUACUCUAAAUGAUUUUUAUCAAGCUCUUUCAAAAUGGAAAUAUUUUUCUCGGCUAUUUGUGCAUUUAUCUAUCUAACCAUGUAAUUUGUUUUUCAUUUCAAUGAUUCCAAUUCUAAAAUUUCAAUCAUUGUAGAAUUACCAUAAAGUUUUCAGUGUCCUAAUUCCUUUAAUUUCUUCUUGGUAUCAGAAUUAGAUGCUUUGGAAGGAAAAAUUCAACUCGAAAUCAAGGCCUUUCGAAUUUUUUUCUAUGUGACAUAAGGGAAAUCCAUUAAUCCCUCCCCCCCCCUUCUCCUUCCGGCGGCAAAUAACGACCGAUUUCGUAGAAUAACUUUUGCACUACUAGUUAUUCAAGUUUAACCUGUUUUUCUUCUUUCUCUAUAGUUACAUGGGUGGUGCGAACUUCUGGGGAACAGGGAGAGAUGAUGUAAGUGCUUAUUCUUUUCCUCAUUGGAUAUUUGGACAAAAUUCAACCUCUUUUCUUUUAUACCUUAACACGAGUACUGCUGUUAAAUGUUUCAGGGUUUUAACGAGCCUUCUGUUGACGACAACAUCCUUGAAGUUGUGGCAGUUCUUGGUGCACACCAGAUGGUAUGGUUAUACAGAUACCUGAUAUCAGAUUCGUUAGUCUAUGUGGUUCUCUUAAGUGCUUACGCUCGAUCAAGACAAUUUUUGUACUCGUGUUUGACCAUACUUAAUGUCAAUAGAGGUAAUUUUCAUUCUCUUUGUCGCAGGGAAUGUGUAAAGUUUUUGGAGGUAUGCCACAUCACCGGAUCGCACAGGUAAGUUUGUGUGAAAGGAUGAGCAAGCUCCUAAAACCAUGCAAUUUUUUGUUGUCGCUAUCAAAAAUACAUGGACUCGAGUUUCGAAAUUCCACAGAGUAACCCCGCCGCAACCUUUCGAAAAUUAUCUUCAACUAUGGAGGCCGGCAUUUUGACUUGAGAAUUCAUGGCUUUACUCAUGGACCCUGCUAAAUUUCCCCUUCAUUCCCUGAACUUCCUUCAUUUGUAAACCCCCUUACUCUUAAUGCUCGAUUUGCUUCCAGUGUCGGACUGUAAAAAUCUCCAUAUUUGGUGAAUCAGUGCCAGUUCAGGUGGACGGCGAGGCCUGGAUGCAACCUCCGGGAUAUAUCAAAAUCGUCCACAAAAACCGAGCACAGAUGUUGGUCAGAGACAGAGUAAGAUUUUUGGUUUCGUACUAAAGAGGUUAUUUCACCGCAUGUACAGCCGUAGGAGUAAAGCUUAAACCCUUUUCUCCCAGGAUCUGAUCGCUCAUACUCCUCCCCAUCCCCCUCUACACAUUUCCUGGCAAAUUAGUUACGAGAAUUUGAUUUUAAUAAGCACGAGUAAAUUUUUCAGCAAAUUGCACGAGCCCGUAGGGCAAGUGCAAUUCGUAGUCUUUGGUAAAUUUUAGAAGUGCUUAUUACACCAAAUUGCGAAAGAAAUCGUGUUAUAACUUGUUAAUAAUAUACAUUAAAAAACAUUACAGAUAGUCAAGACAGACGAAAUUUUUAAAGCGUGCUGGCGCUAUUUGUAAUUUGCACUCGCGUUACGUGGGAAUGCUCUCGUUUUCAGCCAAUCAGAAGUGUGUAAUUUUUCAUGUACAUCAUCAGAUCAGGAUAACUUCUACCUAAUAAGUUUAAUUACUCUCAUUACACGAAAACGAGGCAUGGGCAAGCUCACUUGCCCGUGCCUUGUUUUCACAUUGAGGCGUGUUGCAUAGAUUAGUUUGUUUUAUAUUUUAAAAAGGCGUCUAAAAGAAAAAUGCACUAAAUUUCAAUAAAACAGUUGUUUUUUUGAGGUUUCGUUCUCGAAUGAAAGGAUUGAUUUGAUGACAUUUGAAACUGUGUGUUUCAUUUUGCAGGAAUUCGAGUUAACAUUAAAAGAAUGGACAGAACUCCAAGCGGAGAAGAUUAGUCCCUGUGUAACGAAUGCUCAGGCAGAAGUGCUGACCUCCCUCGUUCAGUGUCUCAGUAUUUUUGUCAAUUGGUAAGGACACGGACGUGAUUUGAUCUCUAUGUUUCAUUUACAUCUCGCUUCGCAUCCCAAGGAUUUUCAUAGCAAAGCCUAUCGUACAAUCUUUUCUUUGGUUGGAAAAAGAUUGUCUUGAUCUCUUUCAAAAUACUUCCCCGUAUCCGAAAGUCUCUCUGCUAAAAAAAGGAAACCAGUGGGCGCGCAAGGGAGCAAUGGAAUGCAUUUGACAGAGAGGCUUUCUUGUUUCCAUGAUUCCCCGCCUCUCGCUCGUUAUCAGUCCCCGAGUGGAGUGUCUUCGAGGCGUUUUUGGAGGACUUAAAAUUUUUCAAAGUUCAUUUUUGACUACCCGAAAUGCUCCCUUCUCUUAAUCCUUUUCUCUUUCCCGGUGGGAUAUCAUUCUUGUCAUAUGCGACCUCCGUGCCAAGAUAGUUCGUGUGACCUGAGAGGUUAUUUAUCUAACUCAGGAGCCUUUUGGGAAGAAAAACAAAAACAAAAAACAGGAUUUGAGCCGUCCUUCGUUCCAUUUUUUUUCUUUUUUUAUGUCAGCGUGAAAACCAUGUGUGAACCGCAUGAAAAGGAUCUUCGAGAGUUAAUUACCUUGGCGGAAUCUUGUGCUAGCUCCUUAGAAAAACUCGUGCUGGAUGGCGGAAAAAUUCCCGAGGUGAGUUUACGAAUCUUUUUACGCAGAGCUUCGUAAGUGGUUGCAGUUGUUUUUAACAGACGCUGAGCUCUAUGAUAUUAUAUCAUAUUUUACCCAAAACAGGUUUAUUUGUUUUCCUUAUAAAGUUAGCAUUGUUUGCUGGCUCAAAAAACCUUAAUUCCUAACGGUAAGACUGUGUGGCCGGGGUACAAUUCAGGGUGUAAUCGAAUGAGUGAUUUCAAAUUGGCCGAGCGCGUAGCGUGAGGCAAGUUUGAAAUUACGAGUUUGGACUUGAAACAGCCAAUUAAGCCAAAAAUAGGGGCUGUUAGGAAUCACUUUAGUCGAGCAUCCUGUUAUUGACACAGUUCAAAUGUUUAAUUCGUUGCUUUUAAACCCAGGCCCCAAGUCGAGGUCGUAUUACAGAUCUUGUGACGACCGGGAGGGCAUUGGUUCAAUCGAUAACUUAUUUCCUCCAGUUCGAGUUUCCAGCUCUUGAACCAGUAAGUAUUUCUUUUUUGAUAAAUAUUUUAAUAUAAUCCGGGUAGAGUUCUGUCUAGUAACCGGGAGGACCGUUAUAAGGAGACAGUAUUUGGCUGGAAAUAAAUGCUUUUUUGGCGCCAAAGCGGUAAAGUCGUGCGGUAAAACAAACCAUUCUACAUUUUGUUAAUGACAUUUGACCAGUUCUCUUGGAUAGUCACACUCACCGAUUUUAUAUUGGGACUGAGUUGGUAGAACCCAGUUAUGAGUAACAUCAACAAUAUCAUACAGAAAUCUAUCUUUGAAGCUUUUUAAGUUUAAGGGUUUUCGUUCUCGCUCUUCUUGAAAGUUACGCUUUUUUAACCUUAAAUUUGAAAAGGAAGGAAAGAGGCGAGAAAUUUCCAGGAAAUAAAUGCUUUCCUGACUUACUUUGUGUGUAUUUAUUUCCUUUGUGGGAGACUGGGUGGGUUGGUCAUGAACGCGCUAGACUCCUGAGCGAGAGGUUUAGGUUCGAGCCCUCGUUGGGUCAUUAUGUGGUGUGAUCUUUGGCAAGGCUCUUGAGCGUUCACAGUGCCACACUGGAUACAGGAUAUCGUUGGCUAUUGUUGAACUUUGAGAGGACUCAUUCUUGCGAGGCAGGGGGUGACCUGGUGAAGGGUGAGCGGGUGGGGGCUGGGGGCUGGGGGUGGGGGUGGCCGCGUGGACUGGUUAGGGUGACCGGACGGGGGGCCCGUGGGACCUAAGAUCCCAUCCAGGAAGAGCACUCAUACUCCUUGUUACAGAAACGGAAGUAAAUUGCGCUAGUUAUAGGCCUUACGGCUUCACGAGAAUUAACUUUACUUGUUUCGUACCAACUUGCAGGCAAUGCCAUCAGAAAUUGAACGGAACUUGUUGUCUUCAAUUCAAACGGUGAAACCUCUCAUCAACAGGACAAUUGAGGCGUAUGGACUAACAAAUAUUGCUGACGACGAGGUUAGUGAUUCAUGUAAUUUCCCGCAGUUUGAUCGCGUUCCUUGAAGCCACAAAGUUGCAUUGGUAUUGUGACGUGUCAAAUAUUCAAGACAUCAAAUCGCCAAAUUUGUUUAUCCCAGUAACUCCGAGAGGUCAUUUAGAUGUAACCUCUCCCUAUGAUAUCUCUGAACUCUCUAGCAAACAGGUAUCGAGAAUUUAGGUUUCGCCAAAGUUAACAAGAGCUCGUGCUCAAGAAGAAAACUUUGUUCUUUCCCUCUUAAGGUUUGUUCGAAAAUGGCUCUAUAAUUAAAUUUCAGGUUGAUCGACAGUCGUCAAGCAGAGGGAGAAGCAAGUUUAGAUUUUCUGGACUGCUGAAGUCAAAGAAGCCGGAAAUGACUAAAGUCGGGUCAGCCCCAUCAGGUGUGUAGCAGCGUAGAAGUCAUUUUCUGUAAGGGACCGGUUAUGAAGUAAAGCAGAGGGGGGGCGGGAGACAGGGAGAUGGGCUGGGGGGAGAGGCAGGGAGAUGGGCUGGUUAAAAGAGAGAAGGGUGGGCGGCCACCAUUUUGUGCAUGAGAAAAGGUAAGGUAUAGAAAACAAGUCAUGCAGUACAGAGGGGGUGAGUCAUAUGUAAAACAUGCUUGAAUCUGAUCGUGCAAGAAGUGUAUUAUUGACAGUAUGAUAUUUACAACUUUGAAGAUGGACUUUUUUUGGUCAAGUUCCUGAAGGAAUAGAAAACACUACCUGAACACAUUACACCGAGAACUUUUUAAAGGGGGGGUUAUAGCUUUUUUUUAUGAGGAUUCUUCGGUGGGCUUCGUUUAGUUAUGCACUUACCAAGGGGUGGGCUACUGAUAAUAAUUUUAUUAUCGAUUUUUUCCCAGUCUGCCUUCCCCCCCCCUUCUGUACUUUAUGACCAGUCCCCAAACGAUAUCUAAAUCAGAGGGAAAGGUGAUAAUAACUACUAAAUUUUAUAGAGUAGUUUUUCUUGUACAUUCAGGCGCGUUGACAAAGAGUGAUCGCUGAGAAUGGGCAGGGAUAAAAGAGAGAAUGAUUAUUUCGCUCUCUUUGAUAUAAUCAUAGUUGCUUUACCGCUGAUUGUUUUCCAGGUCACAUGAUUUCAUAUUGGGGAGUUGAGGAGGUCGGGAACUGGUUGGAAAGCCUGGGACUGUCGGAAUACAAGGAAAACUUUGAAAGUCAUGACAUCCGGGGCAAUGAGCUGUUAAAUUUAACCAGAGGGGAUUUGAAGGUACUGGUACAUCAAGCACAUUACAUGAAAUGAUUUUGUAAUUGAGACCAUAUUUUCGCCAUUGGCUGUGCGAGAAAUUUCGAUCUUGAGUUCUGGUUGGAUUAUUGUGUUGUGUUACCCCCAGUGACGAGAAACAAUACUCCCUUUGUGUGCCUUUCUCCCUGUUGAACCGAAAUGAUUAUCGCUUACGAAUAGCGGGAAGACAUAGAAAAUACAAGGGAGGAGUGGGACGAUUGAUGAACUGGUUAGUGUCACAUUUAAAGGAAUAAGCCCCCAACAACAUCUCGUGACAAGAAUUGAGAUAGGCACCAGAUUUUGAAUAGUAACAGAUCUCCCAGUCUAUUUCACGUUCGUUCUUUGAGAUGGCACUGAACGGCGGAACGUUGCGCGAUAUCUCAAAGACUGCGAAGAAAACCACGGGUCUAGUUUAUUUGGCAAAACUAAUUAUAUUUCCUUCACCAGGAACUGGGUGUUACCAAAGUGGGGCACGUCAAGCGCAUUCUACACAGUGUAAAGGCUCUAUGCGGGGGGGUGUCUCCUAAGUCAGCGCAAAGGAUUGAACGGACAGCGAAAGCCGAGGAGAGGGCUGGACGGGGGAAGAGGACAAUUGAAAAGGAGGACAGCCAUUGAAAGAGGGCGAGAAGAGACUGGGGUGGAAAGAUACUUGAAAAUUUGAGCCUCUGUGAAGUAAGGUAAAAGAGUUCUAUUUAUUUCAGCCAUUUGACGAAGAAGCUCCAUCUUACGUUGUGGCUAAGUAACAUGAGAGAUCUUUGAAACAAGGUAUUUGUAAGAAGGCGUUAAGAGACUGCCUUUUUGGAGUGGAAAAAUCCUUGAAUAUUUGAGCUAUUGUGAAGUAAGGUGAAAGAGUUCUAUUUAUUUCAGACAUUUUGCGAAGAAGUUCUGUCGUACGUCGUAGCUAAGUAACUUGAAAGGUCUUUGAAACAAGGUAUUUGUAGAAAGUAAUUGGCCUUACUAGACACACAGUCCUCCAGAAAUGAUCACUUGAAAUCCUGUUUUAAUAGUCUGGCGAUGGAGGGAAUCAAAUCAAAUGACAUUAUAUUGCGUAUAUUAUUCCUGUUAGGAUAAUAACUACAACCAUAAGUUAUCUAUUGUAGCUGUAUUGGAGAAGUGUCACUCUAAGAGGUAAACGAUUCCAUGAAGGACAACAAUAAUCUAGAUCUCGUCCUACAUUCGAAUUAAUCGAUUGACAUAAGUGAAACUGAAGCAAAGUAGUUGGGAUUUAUACUAACGGAUAAGAGACGAAUUGUUGAUUCAUAGAUGCGAAUACAAAGUUUUCUGUUAAAAGCUCCUUUUUACCGGUUGCCAAGAAUAUUUUGACCGCUUGUAAAUUAUCCCCCAAUUCGAGAGUUCGAGUAAUCUUGUAUUUAUAUCUGAGAAUGACUGAAAAAUUCAACUAAUUUU
Molecule: messenger RNA, 22772 nt
Organism: Pocillopora meandrina
Lineage: Eukaryota; Metazoa; Cnidaria; Anthozoa; Scleractinia; Pocilloporidae
Source: the annotation of a GenBank genome assembly